Molecule: messenger RNA, 380 nt
Organism: Salvelinus sp. IW2-2015
Lineage: Eukaryota; Metazoa; Chordata; Actinopteri; Salmoniformes; Salmonidae
Source: RefSeq, a predicted model, not a curated record
GUUAUUGAUGUAUAUAUGACUGAUGUGCCAUGUCUCCUCUCUCUCCUCCCUSUCUUCCCCCCAGCAUGUGGCUGCCACCCCCUUGGUUCAAUACCCUUCCACCUGGGUGGGGGGUCUCUCUGUGACCCUACCAACGGAGACUGUGUCUGCAAGCCCGGCGUGGGGGGCUCCCACUGCGACAGGUGCAUGGUGGGAUACUGGGGUUUCCAUGACUACGGCUGCCGUCCGUGCGACUGUGCGGGAGACUGCGAUCCCUUCACGGGAUACUGCAUGUCCGGGUCAGAUCGGGACCUGUAUAAUCUGGAGGGAAACUCCAGUGAGCUGGUGAGGAUCUUUAGGGCAGACGAGCUCUUUUCUGCCCUACACUACUCAGGUUAGAC